AUGACCAUAAUGGAGGUCUCUCUGCUUACCGGCUUCUACGCCAACCAGGAUGACCUUAAGCAGCUCACCAGUGAAGUGGAGAUGUACGCCUACCAGUAUGAGACGAAGACAAGCUCCAGCGACAGCACCGUGGUCCUCUAUCUGGACAAGCUCUCCCACGAGUAUAACACAGUGCUGGGCUUCCGGGUUCACAGGAUGCUGCAGGCGGAGUUCCUGCAGGCCGCCCUGGUCACUGUCUACGAUUACUACGAGCCUUGGGAGGGUCCCAUCCAGGAGAGGGCUGAGCAAGACCAGGCAGGACUUGGCCUGCAAAGGCCGGGACCAGGCAGUGGGAAAGCCCUGAAGUGCAGCGCCUUCUACAACCUGCCCACGAAGGAAUCGUUUCUGCGGAAGAUCUGCCACAAAGACGUCUGCAGAUGUGCGGAGGAACAGUGCGCGUCGCUGAGGAAAGGCCAGCUGAGGCAGACGGAGCUCCAGGUAGCGGCUUGUGAGCCAGGCGUGGACUUUGUGUACAAGGCCGGGGUGAAGUCUGUGGAGGUCUCCGACUCCAACCCAUACGUCUACUACAACAUGCAGCUCCAGGACAUCAUUAAGAGUGGCACAGACUUUGCCAAGCCCCUUACCAUGAAGAAAUUUGUCUCCCACGCCACCUGCCAAGACUCCCUGGGGCUGCAAGAACAGCAGGCGUACCUCAUCAUGGGCCAGACGACAGACCUGUGGCGAGUCAGAUCUGAUUACACCCACGUCCUGGGCAAGGAGACGUUCAUCAUGCAUUGGCCAGCAGACCAGGAUGCGGGCAAGAAGGAAUUUCUGGCUCAGCUGGAGGGAUUUUCGGAAUAUAUGCACACCCACGGCUGCCAGACCUGAGACCUUAAGGCCUCUGCUGCUCUCAGAGCGGUAUCUCCAACCUGGCCUGGGCCACUGAGUUCCACCCCAAAUAAAGAGCAUUG
This is a messenger RNA of Trichechus manatus latirostris (Florida manatee), 950 nucleotides long. RefSeq names its product complement C3-like. The coding region runs from base 1 to 867 and encodes 288 amino acids. Lineage: Eukaryota; Metazoa; Chordata; Mammalia; Sirenia; Trichechidae. Gene Ontology annotation, molecular function: protein binding. The transcript has 9 exons. Gene Ontology annotation, cellular component: extracellular region. The record is from RefSeq and is a predicted model, not a curated record.